Messenger RNA from Aspergillus fischeri NRRL 181, 891 nucleotides. RefSeq lists its product as uncharacterized. The transcript has 2 exons. Lineage: Eukaryota; Fungi; Ascomycota; Eurotiomycetes; Eurotiales; Aspergillaceae. The coding region runs from base 1 to 891 and encodes 296 amino acids. Gene Ontology annotation, biological process: maturation of SSU-rRNA from tricistronic rRNA transcript (SSU-rRNA, 5.8S rRNA, LSU-rRNA). Gene Ontology annotation, cellular component: nucleolus. The record is from RefSeq and is a predicted model, not a curated record.
AUGAUCGGAAAACGAAAGAGAGAUACAGCUGUUGUGUCAAGAUCUUUCAAGACAGAAGACGAAGAACAGACCUCUACUGUCCCAGAUACCUCUUCUGCUCAUGACCUGUUCCGGAGAUUCUUCGAGGCACAAUUUGAGCCCUUAGAGUUGCCUGAUGGACAGAUCAAUUGUGGGCAAGAGUCGCAAAAAGACGAGCAGGGUUACAAUGAUGGAUCGGAGUCUGGGUCGGAAUGGGAUGGUGUGUCCGAGGAGGAGGAAAGCAACCAGGUUGAGGUUGUCGAGUACCAGGACAGAACCACGAAGGAGAAGGAAUUACUGGACAAAAAAGCCCGGAAGGCUUUUAUGACCGCAAAGCCACCUACAUUGUCUACAGAGUCGACAACCAGAAAACCUGCUUCCAAAAAGGCCAAGAACGAAAAGGAGGAUGACGAUGAUGAUGAUGUUAUGGAUGCGGAACACCUAAAGAAUGAUCUUGCUUUGCAACGAUUGCUCAAGGAGUCUCACCUUUUGGACUCCGCAUCGGAACUUGCGCCAACCGGCAAAAACCGUCUGAAAGCUCUAGACCUGAGGAUGCAGUCUCUCGGGGCCAAAACAUCGCUCUAUCAGCAGAAUAUGCCUUCGUCGCUCCGUAGGGGGAUCAAAGCUAAGGCACUGACGAAGGAGGAGAAGCGACGACGAGAAGCUAAGGAGAAUGGAAUCAUUCUCGAGAAGCCGACGCACAAAUCGAAAGUCACUAAGGGACGGCGUGAACGUGGCAUCGCAGGUCCUGGCAUCGGAAAGCUCUCAGGUGGAACUUUGAAUUUGAGCAAGCGAGACAUUGCCGUGGUUCAAAGCUCGCGCCGCUCAAUUAGAGGAGGCAGAGGAAAAACGAAGACAAGGGGACGGCGAUAA